Molecule: messenger RNA, 567 nt
Organism: Postia placenta MAD-698-R-SB12
Lineage: Eukaryota; Fungi; Basidiomycota; Agaricomycetes; Polyporales; Adustoporiaceae
Exons: 3
Source: RefSeq, a predicted model, not a curated record
GCGCUGGAGCCACUCGCGACCGCCCGCUUCAAUGAGCUUUGCGCUCAUGGGCAGGUUCCCACGUUCACUGCGAAUGCCCAGGGUCUCCCCCAACUGUCCAACUGGACAACCCCGGCGUAUUUCGGCGUGGUCUAUCGCGAUCUCCUGGCCGACCUUCCUAUGUACGGUCUUCGCAUUCAAACCUUCGCCGCCAAUAAGGCGCAGGCUAUGGCGCAAUCUAUGCGCGCCAAGAAGGAAGUUGUCGCCGCUGCUGACGUCGAGAUGGCUGAUGCCCGCGAGGGCGUUGCCGGGCCUGGACCUUCGACUAUCCAGUCGAUGGUUGACAAGGCCGUCGCCGCCCGCAUGAAGAAGCUUGAGAAGCCCGAUGGAAAGGGCAAAAGCAAGGGCAAGGGGAAAGACAACGGGAAGAAGAAGACCUCAAGCUCCAGCAACGACGCCCGACGACCUCCCGAGGUCAAACAUCCCCAGUCACGCAAGAAGAACAGCAAGUCCGGCCGCAAAGGCAAGGCAACUGGUUCGAAGAAUGCGAAGGGGAAAGGCAAAGGGAAGCGAGGCGGGAAGAAGUAG